Messenger RNA from Anguilla anguilla (European eel), 4855 nucleotides. RefSeq names its product SHC (Src homology 2 domain containing) transforming protein 2 (gene shc2). The record is from RefSeq and is a predicted model, not a curated record. Lineage: Eukaryota; Metazoa; Chordata; Actinopteri; Anguilliformes; Anguillidae. The coding region runs from base 34 to 2184 and encodes 716 amino acids. Gene Ontology annotation, biological process: intracellular signal transduction; cell surface receptor protein tyrosine kinase signaling pathway. Gene Ontology annotation, cellular component: plasma membrane. The transcript has 13 exons. Gene Ontology annotation, molecular function: receptor tyrosine kinase binding.
CCCCCCCUCGCCGCGCCGGGUCGCUCCCCGGGCAUGCUCCUAAAGCCCAAGUAUGGCCGCUUCCGCAACGACUCUGUGACCUCCUCCGACGACCUGAUGCAGAGCUUAGCCAUGAGCGGCAAGGUGGCGGCCACGCCGGUGGGCCACCCGUCCGCCGCCCCGUCCCUGCCGUCGCUGCCGCCGCUGCCGCCGCUGCCGCUCUCGGACCGGCGCCGGCCCGCCCCCGGCGCCGCCCCCCCGCCGGCCCCGGCCGACUCGCCGGGCGGGGAGGGGGACCAGGACCAGGACGGGGCCACCACCUUCUGCAUGCUGAUCCCGCGCAUGCCCCAGUGGAAGUUCUCCAACGCGCUGCUCAGCCGCAGCCCGUCCCACUCCAGCUCCGGCUCGACCGGCAAGGACUCCGGGAGGGGCGGCGGCGGCGGGGGCGGGGGCGCCGCGGGGCCCCCCCAGGCCGCGCUGGGGCCCGGCGGUCUGCCCGUCAGCGGGCCGGUGGCGAGUCUGGCGGCCGUGCUGAACUCCUGCGACCCCGUGUGUGUCACGUCCUGUUCCCUGCAGGCCGUCGCCCGGCAACGCUGCGCGGCGGCGGCGGCGGCGGUGGCGGCCGGGGCGGCGGGCUCCGGAUCGGCGGGCGCGGACGGCCCGGGGGGGGGCGGCGGCGGCUCCAGCGGCGGGGGGGUGAUGAGCCGCAGGGCCCGGCUGGAGGGCAUGCGUCUGGGCAGGGAGGACCUCAGCCAGAAGGGCAGCUUCAUCCACAAGCCCUCCCAGGGCUGGCUGCACCCGGACAAGAAGAUCUGCGGCACCGGCGCCUCCUACGUGGUCAGGUACAUGGGCUGCAUCGAGGUCCUCAAGUCCAUGCGGUCGCUGGACUUCAACACGCGGACGCAGGUGACCAGGGAAGCCAUCAACAGGCUGUAUGAGGCCGUGCCUGGGGUGAAGGGCAUGUGGAAGAAGAAGGCCUCUAACAAGGCCCUGCAGUCGGUCAUGGGGAAGAGCAACCUGCGCUUCGCUGGGAUGAGCAUCGCUGUGAACAUCUCCAUCGAGGGCCUCAGCCUGCUCGUACCCACCACCCGCCAGGUGAUCGCUCAUCAUCCCAUGCAGUCCAUCUCCUUCGCCUCCGGAGGAGACACGGACACGCCGGACUACGUUGCCUACGUUGCAAAGGAUCCUGUCAAUCAGAGAGCCUGCCACAUCCUGGAGUGCUGUGAUGGUUUGGCUCAGAACGUGAUCAGCACCAUCGGACAGGCCUUUGAGCUGCAGUUCAAGCAGUACCUGCACAGCCCACCCAAGGCCAUCCCCACACAGGACCGGAACAUCAGGACGGACGAAUCGGCGUGGGGCGACGACGAUGACUCCGCCGAGCACGACUACUACAACAGCAUCCCGGGGAAGGAGCCCCCGGUCGGCGGAGUGGUGGACUCCAGACUGAGGCCUGCUGCGGGGGCCCUGCUGGGCCACAUCCACACCCAGCCCCAAAGCAAGACGCCGCAGAUGGGAUCCCCGGCGAAGAGGGACACCGCCUCCCUCCCCGCGGUGCAGCUCUGCUACGACAUUCACUGGGACACGGAGAGCAACAGCGGCUCAGGCCUGACGUCAGAUGGAUACCUACGAGCAGAUGGUCAGCCACCUGGUUGCCGUGACUACGAGGAGCACCUGUACGUGAACACCCAGAACAUGGACGGUUGGGACCCGGGGGCGGAGAGGGGCAGGGGGGGGCACGGAGCCGAGAGCCCCAAAAAAGACAUCUUUGACAUGAGGCCCUUCGAGGACGCUCUGAAGCUGCACGAGGCCGGCGGCGUUGGCGUUGGCGUGUGCGUUCUGGAGGACCAGUGGCCCAGCCCCCCCCGGCGCCGCGCCCCCGUGGCCCCCACCGAGGAGCAGCUGCGGCGGGAGGCCUGGUACCACGGGCGCAUGAGCCGCCGCGACGCCGAGAAGCUGCUGGCGCGCGACGGCGACUUCCUGGUGCGCGACAGCGCCACCAACCCGGGCCAGUACGUCCUGACCGGCAUGCACUGCGGCCUGCCCAAACACCUGCUGCUGGUGGACCCCGAGGGCGUGGUCCGCACCAAAGACAUGCUGUUUGAGAGCAUCAGCCACCUGAUAAAUUACCACCUCCAGAAUGAGCUGCCCAUCGUGGCAGCGGAGAGCGAGUUGCACCUCCAGCAGGUGGUCCGGCGGAAACAGUGAUUCCCCGCCCCAUCCGCCCCCCCCUCCAAAACGCCCGAACCGUCCUGGGACUUGACGUUCCCUCUGUUGCCGGGCAGUGCCGUGAUGUUGCUGUUCUGCCCUGUUGCCAGGAGACGGGACAUUCCGUGCUUGACCUUGAUUGGCUGAGAAGAGGGUGUUCCUUCUGGCCUUGCCUUAAAAAAAAACUGACAUUCUGGGCUCCUGCCACAGCGCCAUCACAGGGACGGGAGGAGGCAUUGGCGGGACUCUUUGGCGAGGUGCACGCGAAGCCAUUCGUUUCGACAGAACAGUCCGCAUGCAGUUGUUAAGUUAAUGGAUGCAGUCUCUGAACCUCCUGAUCCCGAAAUCAGACUUGUACGGAGGGACCUGGUGGAGCAGGUCGGGGUAGCAAAAGAUGGGACCCCCAUCUGAGGAGGAAAAGGUUCUCUUGAGGUCCACGUGAGGACGAUAUCUUAGCAGUGUCCCCACAAGUUCCAAGUCCUCCCAAGUUCCAAGUCCUCCCCAAGGUCCAAGGUCCUUACAAGAAGGAAAAAAGAUAAUAAUUUGAAAGAUAAAAGAGGACAAAGGACGAUAAUCUUGCACUGAACCCGCGCUGCAAGGUUGGGCUGGUUCUGAGCACAGUGACCGUGGAGAAGAAUGUCAGGAGCUUCCUUUAACCCAGGGCCUUUUUUCGACUGGAGAAUGUGGACAUCGCUGAUAACGCAACCUUACAACACGUCAUUGUGUGUGUGUGUGUGUGUUUGUGUGGGACCUCUGGCUCUGAUUUACAAACGUUUGUUGUGCAAAGGAUAAAUCAGGCGGUGUAGUACUUUUUAUUUCCUUUUUAUCGUGUGAGGUUAAAAGCUGCUCUUUCGUGAUUUGUAGUCUUCUUUCCUAUUGCUAUGAUAUGCUACAGAUCACUAUUAAAUGGAUGACAUCGUGACCCAUGUACUGUGAACAAACUGAUAGGGUCAAUCAAGUGAGUUUGUUUAUAUAGUGUGGCACUUAUAUUGUACAGUAAUUCCUGUGUAUGUAAUUACAGUGUUCUGGAAAAAAAACAGUAUUUCCGUAUUUUAGUUUCUUUAAAACGGCACCAUCAUUAUUUCUUCACUUUGACUUUACCUCAGGAGCAAACAUUGAUCAAUUUGUGGAAAGCUUCUCCUGUGUGAAGUCUUUUUCAGUGGCAAAAAAGAAAAAAAAUGUAAAGGUGUUUUAUCCCUUCCUGGGUUGGAAAGAAAAAUUAGCCAUCGUGGAGAAUUAGCAAAAUCAGAACCCUGUCUAUUGUUUAUUUAAUUAUCUCAUCUUGACCUUGUGUUACACUGAGCAGCCCGAGAGUUCUAGAACAUUCUGGACUCUUAAAAUGGUGCCCAGUGAAAAGGUAAUGGAAACAAAAAUGUUUUUUUUUUGUUUGUUUGUUUUUUUUUCUUUCAUAAAUGAUGUUGCUAAUGCUGAAGACUUAACUACAGGUUAUACUGACUAGCAACAAAUUCAACCAGGUGAAGAAAUCUCCUGUCACCCAUCGAUUUUAUGCAAGGGUGGCCAUCAUAUUUUGGGCCUUGGUAUCUGCUUGGCUUCAGCUCCUCCUUGUACCUGUGUCUCUGCGUCUCGGGUUGGCCUGGAUCUAGUCCCUCAGACCUCCCUCUGUCCCCGGCCCCCCGUCUCUGGCUGCCUGGUUUGAAUGGCGUUGACACAAAGAAUGUUUUUUUCAGCCACUCGCUUGUUCGUGUCCUCCUGGGCUUCCGUACGACUCACAGAAUAACCAUGCUGGGUAGUAUAUCGGCGCGGGAAAAACCAUCCGGUUAAAAGAACAGAGCUGUGCCUUAAUCGUCCUUAUUCUUUCAUCUUACACUGAAGUGAAAUGAGGAAAAAAAGAAAAGAAAUGUUGAUUUCUAUCAUCUAAAGUACCUGUGUCAUACUUAUUCCGUCUGUGUGUCGGGCAAAGGCAAUGCUGUCCCCGGGGGACCAGUCGGCUUUUGGCGUUCUUUACAUCGCAGGUAUUAAUUGUCCAAUCGAAGGUUUUGUUUAGACAAGAAGGCAACAGAUUGGGGAGUCCCUUGCAAGGGUGGGAUGUUAACGUAAAUCAAUUAAGUCUGGAACCUUGAGGACCAGCAUUGCCUGCCAUUGCUGUGCACGUGUGUGUGUGUUUGUGUGUGAUCUCAUUGGUAGUGUCUCUAUGGGCUUCCGGUACAACGCAGAGGCCUUUGAUGGUGUGCUAGCUCGAGCCUGGACAUUCACCUGUGGACACAUAACAGUGCCUGACUGAGCGGCUGAGGUUCUGUGCGGCCAGGUGUCACUGGAUCCUAUUGGAUGAGGUGAAUGGAUGCCACGGGAUUCUAUUGGAUGAGAUCAACCAUGUUGCAGAAUCCUAUUGGAUGAGGAGAACGAUGUCACAGGGUCCUAUUGGAUGAGUUGGAUUUUGUCACAGGAUCCUAUUGGAUGGGGUGAAUGAUGUCACUGGGCCCUACUGGCCUGUGCCACAUCUUUCUGCUCUCUCCACAAGCCCAGGAGGAAGAGAAAUGGGAGAGGUGUGUAAUACUAAACUUGAUGCAGGUUUUCCCAAACAAAAAGGAAAAACCAAGAGCCCCCUCUCCCUCCACCCGCCCCUCCACUCUUUGCUGUCUCAGGACAUUCUUGUAUUUGCUCUUCUUUGAACUAAAUGCUAUUUUCAAUAAAACUCUCGGAUAUGAAGGAA